Molecule: messenger RNA, 1804 nt
Organism: Daldinia vernicosa
Lineage: Eukaryota; Fungi; Ascomycota; Sordariomycetes; Xylariales; Hypoxylaceae
Exons: 2
Coding region: 282-1433 (383 amino acids)
Source: RefSeq, a predicted model, not a curated record
GGUGGUUUCAGCUGGAACCCCCUGACUAAUAAUCGUCACACAGCUGAUAAGGCGUGACGCAGCUCGUCAUCCAAGUCCGUAGGGUCCGGUUCCUUUGCAGUGUCCAACCUUUCGACCUUACAAACUGACACAAUCAAACACGCCACCAACUAAACCUUUCCUUUCUUUCUUUUCUUCAUCGUCCAUCGAAACAAACAACCACACAUUCCUAUUUCUUUUCAUUAUCCUGCGCUUCUAUGAAGCAUUGAACCUAUUCCUCUGCUGCUAUCAUAACCUCCAAGAUGCAGUUGAACUCUAUCAUUACCGCCGCUGGCCUGGCGGCUUUAUCCAACGCAUUGCUUCUCCCUCCCGAAAUCUCCGAAUCUGACAAGGACAUAAUCAGCACCCUUCCAGUCCCCGUUAGAGUCGGCGCUGCCAUUGCAGCUGUUGAAUCCCAGAACUUGAAGCUCAAGUGUCCCGGUUGUCCCGUUCACAUCCCUCACCAUGGAAAGGUCAAGAUCGUGAACGAUAUCCCGAGCCAUUUGGAGCUGGACUUUGGCAUCGUGGCUUCCGAGAACGCCGAUCGCUUGAUGUUAAAUGGCUUCGAGCUUUUCCCCAACCCGGACCCCUUCCGAAACACCUUGACCGCUGCUGUUCGUCCCGAUGUCCUACAUCGACAAAUGAAGAAGCGGCCUCAUAAAAAAGGCCCUAAGCCUCAGACUCUAGGCUUUGGCUUGCAGACUCGACCCGUUGCCAAGAACGAGGAAGACGCGUUAGAGCUUAUCGAGAUCGAACUUGACAUCAUCGAAGUUGGCGAUGUCUUCGUCGAUGGUAUUCCAAACGUCCAGGUUAAUGUUGUCAAGACGCCUACCGGCAAGUUAAUGCUUGGCGAAAUCAAAACCAUUGACUCCGAGACGGCGCAAAAUAGUCCUAUGGAUAAGCAAGAGGAAUGCACCACUCUACUUUGCAAGUGGAAGGCCGUUAUUAUGCAGAAACUUGCCGGCCUUCGUUUCCACAAAGGAUGUGGUGGUCGCCCUGCUCACGUUAAGGGCCACGACGAAGCCAAGGUUAAUGAUGAAGGCAAGGUAGAGGAACCUCAAGAACCCCACCAUGGUCAUCGCCAAAAGAACUGGGGGUUGUUGUUUAAGAAUAUCGCUUCCCACAUUCUACUACCUGUUGCUGUCGGUAUCUUUGCUGGUAUCACUGCUUGCAUUCUCGGUAUGAUUGCCGGUACAAUCGCCGUCUUCAUCUGGCGUGCGAUCGUCCGCCGUGGUCACACCCGCCGGCACCACCACCGUCACGGCCAUCACCACAAGACUUCUCAUACCGAAGCUGUUGUCAACGAAGAGAAGUCGGGCCUGAUGGCUAACCAGGAAGAAGUCGAUGCUCCGCCCGCCUACGUCGAGGAAGGUGUUGUCGUCAUUGACGACAAGAAGACUGAGAAUGUUAUCUAAGAAAGUGAUACCCCGGCCGUUUUAACGGCAACUCUUAACAGACUCUUGACGGACAUCAACAUCAAGAUUUCUGAGCGAGGACUGAUGGACAGAUUUGUAAUGCCUAUCCGGACUAAGAUAGGUGGAUACGGCUGGCGUUGAAUAUUGCUUGUACAAGGACAAGAAAAUAUUGUACUGGGAGAUGGGAGAUGGGAGAUGGGAGAUGGCAAAUGGCUGGUAUUGACGGAUGAUGUAUUUUGAUUACAUUGGUGGAAUCUCUCUCCUUUCGUCCUUUUUCCUUUGGUUGUAUCGUGUACUUUGGCAAGUAGAAUACCCACGUUCCUUUCAAUUUACAUCUGUAAGAAGUAUUCAUAAUCAAGCUGGUCCCCAUU